Molecule: messenger RNA, 1599 nt
Organism: Brassica oleracea var. oleracea
Lineage: Eukaryota; Viridiplantae; Streptophyta; Magnoliopsida; Brassicales; Brassicaceae
Exons: 6
Coding region: 1-1599 (532 amino acids)
Molecular function (GO): zinc ion binding
Source: RefSeq, a predicted model, not a curated record
AUGGGGAAUAUCUUCUGCUGCUGCACUAGAGGAUGGGGAAGCAAUGUUCCUCAGGCGACGGAAACAACUACUGAUCAACCAAGAUCACAUUCACAGAAUGUAACUAAUCAAUCUGUAUCCACAGGCUCGAGGUCGUAUUAUUCGGCCCAUUCUUCGCCCAGAACAGAGUCGUAUCGUGGCGGAGCAAGGAUGAUGGAUGGUGAUCAAGAUACAACUCGUCGUCGCCGAUUAGAAAAACAUGAUGAUGGUUCCUGCCAAGAUGUUUCUCCUGCUGUAAUGAAUGGAGUUUCUACUGAGAUUACUGAAGAGAUAUCACCAAGCCAACACGAAAGAUGGCGAGACCUUGUGUUUGAUAUACAGUUUAGAGCACAAGAAGACGAUUUCCUGACGGCAAAUGGUUCCUUUACUCCUACUCCUAGUCCUGUCUCGAAAAGGCUCACGUUCUCUCCCAUGGCAAGUCCUAGAAUAGGGAGACGCGUUGGUUCCAUGAGUCCUUCCUCGGCUAAUAUAAAGAAUGCCUUCAACUUCAAGAACGGGAACAACAAUGCAGAUAUUGAGGAAGGUGUGGCAUUGGUGUUUGACUGCAGAGAGAAGUCUAAUGUUCCAAGAACAUGGUCUCUCACUAAUCUCUUAACUCCUAGAAAAUCCAAGAAGACAGAGUCUUUACCUGCUACCCCUUUAGCUCACUCAAAUCCUGAGUCCAUGCACGGGAGCUAUGCAUUUUAUGAUCAAUUUACAUCCAUGAAAAGAGAGCGGACACUGCCUAUUCGCACACUGCCUAUUCGCCGUACACGUUCUGUCCCAACGCUCAUCCACAAAGAUGGCAAUAUGAAGCCAUCAUGCCUUCUCCGUGUGAUUCCUACUCCAUCUCGUGUGGACAUGCAUGAACAUGACGAUGGCGGAGAAGAUGUUCCUGAAGAGGAAGCGGUGUGCAGAAUCUGCAUGGUUGAGUUAGGAAAAGAUUCAGAAGCUUUCAAGAUGGAAUGCAUGUGCAAAGGAGAACUAGCUCUUGCUCACAAAGAGUGCACUAUCAAAUGGUUCACAAUUAAAGGGAACAUAACAUGUGAUGUGUGCAAACAAGAGGUGAAAAAUCUCCCCAUGACACUUCUCCGUGUGGAGGAGUAUCCUCAGGACCGGUCUAGUAAAGAAGCAGAGCAUACAGAGAUCUCAGAGAUUAUUAACGGAUGGCAAGGUGUGCCGACUCUUGUCAUGGUAAACAUGCUUGCGUACUUUUGUUUCCUUGUGCAGCUUUUGUUCAUGGAAAUGAAAUGGAGUGCCAUUCCAGUAGCUUUACCAUUCGCUUGCAUUAUUGGUUUUCUUGGAUCAGCGACAUCCUCAACAAUGGCGAAGGAGAAGUAUGUGUGGAUCUUGGCAACCAUUCAGUUCAGUUUCGUUGUCCUUUUCAGUCAUGUCUUCUACUCAAGAAUUUAUGUUAAGCAGCCGGUUUCGUGCAUUGUCUUAGCCACUAUGGUUGGAUUUGGACUCACCAUGUCCGGCACAACGGUUAUUACCAUGUUUAUCGAAUGGAGGAGAAGCCAUGCUCACCACCAGCCAACAAGCACUCAUGUGGCUACACCACCAUUUCAGACAAUAGAGUAG